Messenger RNA from Exophiala oligosperma, 5330 nucleotides. RefSeq lists its product as uncharacterized. Bases 1031 to 4897 code for a protein of 1288 amino acids. NCBI's taxonomy places the organism in Eukaryota, Fungi, Ascomycota, Eurotiomycetes, Chaetothyriales, Herpotrichiellaceae. The transcript is spliced from 2 exons. The record is from RefSeq and is a predicted model, not a curated record.
CUACAACCUCGCCAACUUCUCAAACAACCGUCAUCGUGGAUGCAACGCCUCAGUAAUCUGUCCCAAACCUGCAUCCUGGAAUCGUCCGUCUCUUCGCUUGAGCCCUCCGAGAAAACGUCCCCUGCCUAUCCAUCACACCUUCUUGCCCGUGUCAAGUCUACUUUCCACCCGCACGCGUCAACCUGGUCCGACAACCACACCAUCGACGAAAUCGACCACCGUCUCUCUUGCGCUCGUGAUUGUUCUCCAUCCACUGCUUCAGCUGUCUUCUUCCAGCAUCCGGACUUGACCUCACUGACCAGCCUUGUACGGUCCCUCCUAGGUCAAGAUCGUCGCCUUGACUGGACCAGGGCGCCCGUAUGCCCGGGACUUCCAUCUGCCACCUGUAGUCCAUUGCUGUUUCCAACCUCGAUCCUGGUCCAAAUCGACUAAUCGCUAGACACGAGAACCUCUUUCUCUCAUGCUGACCCCGAACCACGGCGACGCGAUCGGCUCUUUAUCUUGUGCGACUCAACCUCUUCCCUCCUUCCCUUUCCAACCCUGACACUCCUUGACCUUUGGCACGGACGGCCAUUCACGGUUUUGUCACCAAUACAGACCUGCCUGGCUAUCCUUCGCCGCCAUUCUGGUCUCAGAUACGUCUGAGGUUGGCUGACACUGGUUGUGGUCGGCAGAACACCCACGGACAAGACAGUCUCUCACCUCGCUAGCAUUUGGGACGUCAAAGAAACAUUGAUAGUCCAGAUUCGUUCUGGCAGCAGGCCCACCAAGGACACCACAAUUGUCUACGCCUCACCACAGAGUGCAUCUUGGACUGGACUGCGAUUUCCGGAUUGACUGGCUCAGCCGAUUAGUUUGCGGAGGACGCCCUUGCCGCCGCCAGAUUCUCCCACGGAGGCGCCUCCUGUGAGCUCGCGCUCUGAUGGACUCAUAAUCUUCUCACGGUCUCUACAACGAUCUCGUCACUCUUUUAGUAUUUCAAACUACUCUACGUUCAUUACCCAUAUCUCCACUUCGCAACUAUCUCAAUAUGAAUGUUUUCAGGAAGAGAGCAAAGGCGAAGGAUGAUGCAUACACCAUACCUCCUGCCGAUCCGUCCGACUUUGCCUCCAUGUCGAAGAUGUCCCGUAGUCUGAAGCGGAAGCAGAAGAAUGCCGUCGAGAUAAAGCCGGAGAUCGAUCUCUCCACGGCGCUGCCAAACACCAACGACUUCAGAACCAGCCUUCUCAUGCCUGGUCUUUCGGCGCGCUUCAGUAUGCUUCGUGAACAAGAUGAUCCCAACACUAAGCUCGGCAAGGCAAGCGAUGACAGUGUUUUAUUCCCUAAACGAGCCUCCCGUAUGAAUCUCUUCAAUCACAACCCUCUCACAGAUAUUGCUGAGGUCGAAUCGAUCCACACCCCUGUCAAAGCUCCCUUCGCCGAUCCUGAGCGUUCCCACUCCUUCUCAGAACUCGAUGAUCAAGACAGUGUCUUGAAUCGGUCAAGGCCGACCGAAGGCAACAAUCUCUUCAGUGGUCGCCAGAAAAUGUACAGAAUUCCGACGGCGAGCACAAGCCGGGAGUUGAGUGGGCGGUCCACUCCACUGACAUCUUCUAAACAUGUAUAUCAGAACGAUGUCGCAAUGUCGAGCUACCAACAGCUUCGCCUGAAGGCCGCGCAAGAGCGCGAGGAGUGUGGCGAGGAGGCAGAAGAAGAGAGGGAUGGGUUUCCCGACCGCCCCAUCAGUACUGGAACAGACGAACACGAACAUGCCAGCGUCGUCAACACUCCUUCUACAGGUUUCAGUAAGAGCAGAGGCACCACUUCCUCGACCGCGUCUGGUCCCUCCAACCGACGAACUUCUACAGCUGCUACUUCAGUGAUCUCGGAUUCACCUGCACCUCGGCAAAGCCAGCUCAGCGCCGGGUCUCAUACCAAGGGAUCUGCCUCCGAGUUCGGUAGUGAAGAUGGGUUCCUUCGAAGGGAUCCCUCCCAAGAGUCUCGGCAAGGCAACCAUGAAUCCGGUCAAUUCAACCAGCCUCCUUUACCAUCAUCACCUCCCUUCAGUCGCCAACUCUCACAGUCCAAGAGCACCAGUCAUCUCCCAGAUAAAUCCUCUCGUUCAAAUUCCCCGUUCCCUGGAACUACCCCGCGAGCCACUAGCCCUUUUCCUUCUUUGCAGACACAGGCUUUGGCGUCGCUUGAUUUUGGCCUGAAGUCGUCAGUUGGUACGUUCAAGAGAUAUCAGACGACUUCCCCCACGGAAGACGAGCAUGGCGGCGAUGUAUAUUCCAGCAACCUAAAGCCGAGUGACCGUGGGAAAGCUACCGCCAUGGGACUUUUCAAUCGCCCGCAACAACAAUUUGAUGAAAGACAGUUCGAAGCGCGCCAAAUGCAAAUGUACGGACCACCUGUGUUGACAAACGUAAGGGAAGCCCACACCACAGGAUCCAAAGGCUCUCCAGAAAACACAGCUGCCCCUAGCAUUCCUCCGUCGCCAUUUGAAAAGAGUUACAACCGACCCUCUGAGGCAAGCGCCGUCGCUGUGUCAGGUAGACCAAGGGCGCAAUCUUCCGCCUCGUCCACCAAUGCAGCACAAGUUCAAGCAAAAGUUGAGGCCCUAAUCAAACGCCAGAAUGAGGAGUUCAAGGCCUUCCGAGCCUCCAAACCUAACGCUGCGCUUCCAGACGAACACUCUCCUUCGAAAACGCUGAUGGAGCAACCAGUAGCCUCGAGAGGGACAUUCUUUGACACCUCCGACGGCAGCGAUGAAGACGAGGCGACAGAUCUUGACAGCCCAAUGUUGGGUCGCUAUGAGCCAGCACCUCGCCUGGCAAAGACUGACGUCCAUCCAGCAUUACGUGAUGUCUCGCAGGGGUUUGAUUUUGGACAAAAAGUACGCGAUGCCAAAAACGACCGGCCGCACUCGGAUGCCUCCGCCGAAACAUCCUCUCCUUCGGUCGUGCACGACACUCCCGAUACUUCUGAUUCGCUCCAUCUCGCGCCCGACAUGAAAGGCUUAGACUCUCCCACCCUAGGACCAGCCACGGGUCUAGGUCUCAGCGGCUUGAUUCGUACCCACCUACGACACGAUAGCGAUAGAUCGUCGAUGAUGCCUCCACCCUCUCCUGUAUCUCUUCAGGGGCAGCACCCUAACUUAGCAUACCGCGAACGUGAACCGUCUAUAGCUUCCACGGCUCGCACUAUCAAUCCGCCGGAGAGCACGCACAGCGAUCCUUGGGAGCUUGACCAUGCCCACCGCAAUCAACGGAGUCCACUGGAGCCGCCUGCGAAUGAUGCCAUGUCAUCCAUGUCACGCAAAGCUCAGCAGAUUCUAGGACAAGCCAUAUCACACAAAACCCAGAGUGCCGCGAAGGCGCAGCAACUCCUUGGUUCCGGUGCACCUACAUCAAUGGACGAUACGAGACAAUGGCAGAACGAUAUGAUGUCAAGUCAUCACCGAGGAGAGAGUACCGAGACUCAGAAGGAGUUCGAUAACGAGCUCGCCGAGCGCGCAAAAAAGAUUCAAGAGGGUCUGAGGGGGGUGACUGAAUCCGAGAAACGCUCAAGGAGUCCGGGGCCACGUCAAGCUCUGCAUGCUUUGCGCCACAGGACGAGCAAAACAUCUGUUGCCCCUAGGAUCAACGAAUCUCAACCGAAGGCAAUGAAGAUGCUUGGAAUCACUGAUGGACCUGGCCCAGCAAUGGGAGCACGUUCACCAAACGUCGAUGUCCACGCCGAGUUCAAUGAAAGUUCUGACGAACAUGAUGACCGUCACACACCGAGACAGCGACCUGGUGCCUUUGAUGGACCAAACGGAAGAUCCACGCCAGGACCGUGGAGGCAGGAACCACAGGAAGAUUAUGACCACCCACGUCAACGUUCUGCUACUCCGAAUGCCAGGAUGCCCCGACGUGAUAGAUCAGAAUCAGGAGCCGCAGACCGUUCGCGAAGUCGGACCGGACGGUACGCUGAGGAGCGUCCUCCCUUCGCUGCGGAGUAUAGUAAGCAAGGCCUGCUUGAGCACAGGGAGCAGCAUCGUCCCUAUGGACCUCCUCGUGGCCCACCUCGUGGCCCGCCACCUGUCGAACCUCGAAACAAUGAGAGAUCUUCCUCGGCCAUGUCAAAUAGACGGCCUAGCGGAAAUCGAGCAGGACAAUCAGACUACUUUGAUGGCCGAGCCGGGACCCCUAUAAUUGCCAACGCUCCGAGACUAGGUGACGGACAGGCUUCACUAAGUGCACCCAGACCAUCUCCUCGUCCACCCUUUCCUCAUUCUCCCAUCAGUCCCUUUGGUCCUCCCGGUCUAUCACCGGGACUUCCAGGGAACCCUGCCAGCUUGCCAGCAGCCCUCCCGUCUCCAUCUGGACCGCUCCCUGCACCUCCACCCGCGACUGGUCGCUCAACACCAAUCGAGAACAACAGACUGACUAUUAUUGGAGCGCGAAAGAAGUCGGUCACAAAAGGAAUGAUCUCGGAGCCUACAUUCAUCUCCAGUACUUCCUCCGUUCCUUUGGUUGGUCUUCCCAACGGUCCUCGACCUAGGGAAAUUCCCACUCCACCAGUCCCAGCCAUGCACCCACAGCGCCGGCGUGCAGGCACUUUCACUGAACAAACGACUGGUUACGCCAGUCCCCGGAUGGGAUCACCUCUGCCAAUGGGCCCCGAUUCACCCAGUCAAGUGUCUGCUGCUCAGAGUGCUGUCAUUGACCAACAACUGUCACAGAAGCCACAACCUCGUCCGCGAAACAGGCUGAGGAAGAUUAGUAGCGAGGGAGGUAGCAUGGCAGCUCGCGCACGAAACCAGGCUUUAAUGGCAGAGUUUGGUCGGGAAAAAUUGCGGAGUCCAGCAUUGCCAGUCUUUCCCAACCGAAGUGCAACUGCCCUGGGCUUACACCAGGAAGGCGGCAUGUUCUAAGCGUGUCCCGAGCCAGACGCCCCAAUGCAAUUUGACCUAGAACGAAUCCUUGUUCUGCUUUCAACCUCAACCUCUCAUCACACGAACGUCCUCUGGGAGAGCAGGGGAUGUCAAUACAUCACCUUUUUGCAACAUUUUGUGUUCUCAUUUAUACCACCAGGCGAUGGCUUUCUUCGUAGCAUGUGGCUCUAUCUUGACACGGCUGCCUUUUGGAAAAUUAACAUUUCUUUAUGGACUGGAUGACCUGUUUUCAAUUUUGUUUCUUAUUGUGAGACUUCUAUGAUACGACAACGAUUUGUUCCCUACAUGGGAGGGAUAGAAAUUCGACACCUCAGCGGACGAGGUCGUCACUUGGGCAGGAUGGAUUCGUAAAUCGUAUACACUUGAGGAUCUUAUCUGGCCAUGGAGUUUUACCCUGGAAUAUUGUAAAGAG